This is a messenger RNA of Paramecium tetraurelia, 1815 nucleotides long. RefSeq lists its product as uncharacterized. Lineage: Eukaryota; Ciliophora; Oligohymenophorea; Peniculida; Parameciidae. The transcript has 6 exons. The record is from RefSeq and is a predicted model, not a curated record.
AUGGGUUGCGGUAGUAGUGCAGGAACUGUGGUAGAAUAAAAUAGAGCGCCUGGAUUCAAAGGUCCAGUUUUUAUGACAAUAAAGCACGCUUUAUUAGAACGGGAUGUAAGAUUCAUAGGAGUUAUGGAUCCUUAUAUCAAAUUAAUUAUGGGGAGACAAGAGUUCAAGACACCAGUAGCAAAGGAAGGAGGAAAGCAUCCAAAAUGGGAAGGAUGCACACAUACAUUUUAAAAGUUGCUGGGAGAACAAGAUGUAAUAAUAGGAUAGGUGUGGUGUGAAAAUACUAUAACUUCAGACAUUUUGAUUGGUGAAGGUGCAUUUUCUUUGACUUCUUUAAGAAAAGGAAAUGCUGAACCAAAAAGAAUUUCAUUCCUACUCUUCCAUCACGGUGAAAAAGCAGGGGAAAUUACUUUGGAAGCUACUUUUACUCUAGAUCCUAGUGGAAAAGACUUGCCAGAAAUAAAAGCCCCAGAUACUGAAGGAAAAUUCAUUGUCAAACCAAAAUUUGGUAGGUUAAAGAAGAAUACCAAUUUAUUACUAAAAAUGGAUCCAUUUUUGACGGUUCAUUUUGGCAAUGAAACUAUGAACACCUCGGUAGAUGCAGCUGGACAUACCACACCAAAAUGGACUGACGAAAUAAUCUUUACUAGAGAGACCAAUGAAGAUACUUUAUACAUAGAAGUUUGGGCUGAAUCUUUGAUAGGAUGGAAUGAUUUCUUGGGAUGUGGUUAUGCUUCAAUUACUGAUUCCUUAGCACUAAAAGAGAACUAAUUGUAAACAGUUACAUUAUUUUAUGAUGGAGCAAAUGUUGGGGAAGUAGAGAUAGAAUGCACAUUUAAGACAUCUAAACCAUAAGAUUAUCUUUAAAAGGACAAAUAGUCAGCAGAAGCCCCUUCAAAAGAGUCCUUCUAAUAAUAACUUUAAACACAAUAUUAAUAACCAUAAUAAUAAUAAUAACCAUAGUAAUAAUAAUAAUAAGUAUUUCCUUAAUAAUUGAAUUAAUUCGUUCAAAAUUAUGAAGUUAGAUAUCAAAAUAAUUAUGGAAUGUAGCCAAUGAAUGGAAGAGUGGAUUUCACUUAUCCCAAUGGAGAUCAUUAUACUGGAGAUAUGAUGAAUAAUUUGAAACAUGGUUAGGGAAGACUCUAAUUUAGUUAUGGUGGAUAUUAUGAAGGUCAAUGGGCUAAUGAUUAAUACAAUGGAACUGGAGUUUUGGUAGUUGGCGACUCUCGAUUUGAAGGUUAAUUUAUAAAUGGGAAGAAAAAUGGAUAAGGAAAACAAGUGUGGAAUAAUAGAUAACAAUACGAUGGAUAAUGGAUCGAUAAUAAUAUGCAUGGAAAUGGUGAAUGGACAUUUGUGAAUGGAGCAAAGAAAAAAGGAGUUUGGGCUCAUGGAAAUAGAUUAAGAUGGUUAGAUGACGACUAGAAUAUAAUUUAAGCUGGCAAAACUAUGACUUCAGGAUUCAUGCUAACAAGUCCAAAUCAAUAAUUUACAUUGUCUUUCUUCCAUGAUGGUCGUUUAUACAUCUUUCAUAAUUAAACUAGGCAACCCAUUUUUUCAGCUAUUAAUUUCAAUCGAUAGCCAAUUCCACCUGUGUGGUUGAAAUUUGAUCCUUCUGGAGAGUUAUAAAUGAUUGAUGCCAAAGGAGUACCAUAUUGGGUGUCAGGUUAAAACUUUGGUAAUUUUGCUCCUCCGUUUGUAUUGGUGUUAUAAGAUGAUGGCCGACUAGUUAUCUAAGAUGCUAAUGGAUAGCCUAAAUGGUAUUCACAUUGACAUAAUCAAUAAAUAAGAAAAAGUUUAUUAAAUAUUAUUGUUAAA